AUGGCGAAUAAUUCCCCUAAUUUCUUAGACGAAGCGGACCCUCGGUUGAAGCUGAAAGUGGGAUGUGGAACGCGAAACAUUUUCGUGACUCAGUUGGGAGAGAGCAGGGAAGAGAAAAAUGUCAAUCACAUACCUGUUGUAACAGAGACAGCCAGCAGGAUCCUAGAGACAGGAGUGAACACUUUGCAGCAGACCCUUGUCCUGAAGAGGCAGGUUGAGUUGGACGACAUCCACAUGCAACUACUGAUGAAACAGGAGGAGUUUAAAGGCCACAUGAAUGCUUUAGCCCAGAGAAGGGCUGAACUGGAACUAAAACAACAAGAGACCAAAAAUAAAGUAAAGAAGUUUGAAAAGUUUAUGGAAGAUAAUGAGCUUAAGCGACAUAGAGCUCUGAAGAAGUGCCAGGUUGCAAGGGAGCAGAACCUUCUGAAGAAGAGGGAGAUAGAGGACCUGACAGAGCAGUUGGAGAAACUUCAACUCAGACAACAAAGUUUAAAGAAGAGAGUGUCAAAAUACAAAAUCUUUGAGUACUACUUGAUGAACAUACUGGAUUAUCUACCUGAGAAUUACCUUGAGUAUGGGUCAGAUUCUUUGGUUAUGCCCAUCAUUCGGCGCCAUGAGACGCUUUCCAUCACCCACCAGGAUCUGAUGCUGCGCAUAGGGCAGCUGGUGGAGGAGUUGGAGCGGGGCCAGCGGCAGCUGGAGAUUCUGAAGCAGGAGCACACCACCAACAAGCUGACGACCAACAAGGAACUGUCUGAACUUCAGAGUCAAUGGGACAGACUCAAAGAGCAGAACAAUCAGACAGAGGUGAACCUGCUGAUGGAUCAAGGCCAGUCCAGAGACAAGGUUGAGGAAUUUGCAAGCUUAUUUAUUGCCAUGAGGAACCUUGGAGAGCAGUGCUAUUUACAUACCUAUGGACCUCUGAAUGACAUGGACAUGUUAACAAUGAUGGACAUGGUAAAGGAGUAUAUUCUGGAGAAGACAGACACAGGAAAGAAAGCCACAAGGUUGAUGGAGUGUGGGUCUGCAAUGACAGCUGGCACAGAUUUAGCAGACAAAAGUGUGAGGGUAUCAGUGAAAACCAUCAAUAGUAAAACCCAAUUAAAAAGUUCAAGUAAAGUCAGUGGGAAGAGUGGUAUAUCAAGUUGA
This is a messenger RNA of Lampris incognitus (smalleye Pacific opah), 1152 nucleotides long. It is a transcript of the gene ccdc197, whose product is annotated as coiled-coil domain-containing protein 42 homolog. The record is from RefSeq and is a predicted model, not a curated record. Bases 1 to 1152 code for a protein of 383 amino acids. The transcript has 9 exons. Lineage: Eukaryota; Metazoa; Chordata; Actinopteri; Lampriformes; Lampridae.